Diprion similis is the source of this 2838-nucleotide messenger RNA. It is a transcript of the gene Afg3l2, whose product is annotated as AFG3-like protein 2. The record is from RefSeq and is a predicted model, not a curated record. Gene Ontology annotation, biological process: mitochondrial protein processing; protein-containing complex assembly. Gene Ontology annotation, molecular function: metalloendopeptidase activity; ATP hydrolysis activity; ATP binding. Gene Ontology annotation, cellular component: m-AAA complex; membrane. Lineage: Eukaryota; Metazoa; Arthropoda; Insecta; Hymenoptera; Diprionidae. The transcript has 14 exons. The coding region runs from base 120 to 2579 and encodes 819 amino acids.
UAUGGAGUAGCUGGAUGAGCAAAAUGGUGGUUAGCAGCCGGUGAAGAGGUUUCUGUGUAACAAGUUAAAAUACAUCGUUUCGUCACUUUCCUAUGUCAGUGAAGCACUGUUAGACGAAUAUGGCAAAUCAAUUACUAUCGACGGUGAAUAAAUUAGAAAAGUUUAUUCUCAAAUCAGUGCUAAAUGGUCGUCGCGAUCACUUACAGUUUUGGCAGAGGUUAUCUGCAUUGCAGUACGGUUCAAAAAUACCCACGAUCGAGCAUGUUCAGCAACAGUGGCGACUAUUCUGUUCGAAACCUCCGAAGGGAUUUGAAAAGUUUUAUAGAAAAAAGACAGGUGGAAAAAGCGAAUCACAGGUGAAGGCUGAAAAGGAAGCUCAGAAGAGUGCAGCAAAGGAUGGGAAUGCCUCGGGGCAAUCACGCUCACCUCAACCAUCAAAACCAUCACCUGCUAGUCCAGAAUGGUCGUUUAAAUUAUUUGGGGAGAAAUCACAGUCUGGAUCCGGAGGAAAAAUUCCCCCGAGUUCGAAUAAAGAUCCGAUAAUGAUUUUCUGUGGGAUUGGGGCAUUCCUUUUAUUCGGAUAUGUUGCAUAUUCGCAAAUGGGUUACAAAGAAAUCACUUGGCGAGAUUUUCUCAACAGCUAUAUGUCCAAGGGUAUAGUACAAAAACUGGAAGUUGUCAACAAAAAAUGGGUUCGAGUUGAACUGCUACCAGGUCACAGUGCAGAUAUUUAUCCUGCUCCCUGGUUUGCCAUUGGAAGCGUGGAUUCUUUCGAGCGAAACUUGGAAAAUGCUCAAGCAGAAUUAAACAUUGAACCUCAAAACUAUAUCCCUGUUUUAUAUAAGACUGAAGUUGAACCCUUGAACGUACUCUUUAGUUUAAUACCAACACUUUUUGUCACACUCUUCUUGAUAUACCUCGCGCGACGUGCUGCUGACAUGAUGGGUGGUAGUAGAGGAGGGCGGAAAGGUGGAAUAUUUGGCGGUGUUAUGCAAUCAACUGCUAAGCUCAUUAACUCCAGUGAAAUUGGCGUACGUUUCAAGGACGUAGCCGGAUGCGAGGAAGCUAAGAUUGAAAUUAUGGAAUUCGUAAACUUUCUCAAAAAUCCGAAACAGUAUAUGGAUCUAGGAGCAAAGAUACCAAAGGGGGCCAUGCUUACAGGUCCACCCGGAACGGGAAAAACGUUGCUAGCUAAAGCGACAGCUGGAGAAGCCAAUGUCCCCUUCAUCACAGUCUCUGGUUCAGAGUUUUUGGAAAUGUUUGUCGGAGUAGGUCCUUCCAGAGUGCGAGAUAUGUUCGCAAUGGCACGGAAAAACGCACCUUGUAUAUUAUUUAUUGACGAAAUAGAUGCGGUUGGAAGGAAGAGGGGCUCAAGGAACUUUUCAGGACAUUCAGAGCAAGAGAAUACGUUGAAUCAAUUGCUCGUUGAAAUGGAUGGGUUUAAUACUACAACAAACGUAGUUGUAUUAGCAGCCACAAAUAGGGUCGAUAUCCUGGACAAAGCUCUUCUGCGUCCCGGAAGGUUCGACAGACAAAUAUUUGUUCCGGCUCCCGACAUCAAGGGACGUGCUUCCAUUUUCAAAGUGCAUUUACAACCGCUAAAAACGGAUCUCGACAAAAACGAGCUAGCGAGAAAGAUGGCGUCUCUUACUCCCGGAUUUACUGGGGCUGAUAUCGCCAAUGUUUGUAACGAGGCCGCUUUGAUAGCAGCCAGAGAUAAGAACACCAAUAUUCACCUCAAGAACUUUGAACAAGCAAUUGAGAGAGUUAUUGCUGGUAUGGAAAAGAAAACCAAUGUCUUACAGCCCGAGGAAAAGAAAACUGUGGCCUAUCACGAAGCCGGUCAUGCUGUUGCAGGGUGGUUCUUGGAGCAUGCAGACCCACUUCUGAAGGUUUCCAUCAUCCCUCGUGGCAAGGGCUUAGGCUAUGCCCAAUACUUGCCAAAAGAGCAAUAUCUUUACAGUACACCGCAGCUCUUCGACCGAAUGUGCAUGACACUUGGAGGGCGCGUUUCCGAGGAGAUAUUCUUCUCUCGAAUCACGACGGGUGCUCAGGAUGAUUUACAGAAGGUGACGAAAAGCGCUUACGCCCAAAUAGCGCAGUGGGGAAUGAACGACAAAGUAGGUAACGUUAGCUUCGACUUGCCACAGCCUGGUGAAAUGGUAAUGGAAAAACCGUACUCGGAAAGUACGGCGCAGUUAAUCGACUCCGAGGUUCGCACAUUGAUCCAGACCGCGUACGAUCACACGCGCGAACUACUGAACAACCACAAAGAAGACGUUGUCAAGGUUGCCGAACGUCUCCUGAAGCAAGAGGUCCUCAGUCGAGAAGACAUGAUCGAUCUGCUCGGGCCGAGACCAUUCCCGGAGAAAUCGACCUACGAACAGUUCGUCGAGGGAACAGGAUCCUUUGAGGAAGACACAACUUUGCCCGAGGGACUUAAGGACUGGAAUCAGUCGUCGAACGACUCCUCUGAGAAAAAACUACCGGGUACCGAGGAUACCAAAACACCGCCACCCCCUUCUUCAUCUACCACAGCAGAGACCCCCAAAAAAGAUCAGCCUCAGCAACGAUUGUAAUUAUUUCCCGAAUUAGGUGAUAGUCCGUUCUGAGUUGGGAUCAGCGUAAUGUUAUAUUGACGUUUCUACGUGCAAUAAUGCGUACUACGUACACGAAUCAUUCUGCACCCGGCUGAUUUUUCUUACGACUAACGUGCAAGGAGAAGGAGUGAAGGACAGACGAUGAGCAGAAAGUUAUUGUUUCCAGUUUUUACCGAAACUAUGUGUGUUGACUUCUCAAAAAAGAAUUAAAUAAUUGUAAUUAUAUUGAACUUGAUGG